UCCCGGCGCGCCCAGGGCACCCUGGGCGCGCGCCGCUUUGAGCGCGGCGAUGGAACCGGGGCCGAGGGGGGCCGUGCAGCGCCGGUCCGACGAGCGGCGGGCGGCGCGGCAGGAGGUGAGCGACGGGGAAGCCACAGGGGAGUGCGGCGCGGCCCGGCCGAGGGGGCCGCGGCGGGAGCGGCCCGGCCCCGCCGGCGGGGCCAUGGAGCGAGCUGGCUCCUCGGCGCGGGGUCUAGACCCGGUUUCCUCGCAGAGCGGCCCCGGCGGAAGGCCAGAAUCUGAGCUCAGAGAGAAGAAAGCAGAGACCAAGCUAUUCCUAAAGCCAACUGACGUAACUACUGUCAGCAAGAAAAACGUUAGUCCUUGUGAGAAGACUGGAGGGGCUCUGAGGAAAAGAUCCCACAGAAGUCUUAGUCCCAAGAAAAGUCCUCUUGGGCCUAGUCCUGAGAGAAUAUCACCAUGCAAAAGCAGUCCCAGGAAAGACCAUACAUUAAGUUCUUUUAACUUGUCCCCAAGACCACUUACCAUCAGUCCUCAAGCCAGGCGUCGUUCUUGGCGUCGUUCAAGCCUGAAAGGGACAAAACACCGAAAGUCACUGCCUCCUUUUCACCAAGAUGUUGCUGAAUUAAGCAAAUCAAUUAGCCUAGAUCUGCCUGAGACAGACAGACUUUCCAUGCUAUUGCUGUCCAGUUUCCAGUUUUCUGCCCAAAAGCUUGAAUAUGUCUUGAAACAGACUGAUGACUUUAGCCCUGAGGCUUUCAAAGCUAAUGUGAACUCGGUUUCGGAAGAGCUGAAGCGAUAUGUGCAGAAAUUGAAACUAGAUGGAACACUAAAGAACUGUAUAGAAGAGCCUAAAGGGAUUUUAUUGGACUCUGCUUUAGACGAAUCAUUGGCCCAAAUUAAGGAGUAUAUAACCAGGUUUACUACUGAAUGUCAGUCUUGGGAUCAACUUUUACUGGGCUACCAGAAAAGUGCUGAAGAAAUGUCCAGGCACCUAGAGGAGUGCAAGACUAAUCAAGGCUAUGCAGAGCCUCAGAAUUAUCUAGGAACGUCUCAGGCGAAAGUUCUCAGCAGCAAGCCUAACUAUCAAAAAAUAUUAGAUGACCAGGGAGAAGUCUUUACCUACAUGGAGCUUGUGCUCGAUGAACUGCAGCAAGCAGUGAAGCUGCUGCAGGCUUUUGCUGAAGACGGCACGCAGUACCUCCGGGGCCUGUCAGAGAAGCUCGCCGCCAGGACCUUCCGCCAGCUGGAGAGCUCCCCGGUCCGCAGACUGCUGGGGGCUGCGCAGAGGAUGACGCCUACCGACGGCUGAGCGCGGCGGCCGCGCCGGGCCCCGGCUGCGGGGCUCCGUCGGGGGGGAAGCC
Molecule: messenger RNA, 1364 nt
Organism: Rhea pennata
Lineage: Eukaryota; Metazoa; Chordata; Aves; Rheiformes; Rheidae
Gene: DSN1
Product: DSN1 component of MIS12 kinetochore complex
Exons: 11
Coding region: 50-1312 (420 amino acids)
Biological process (GO): cell division; mitotic sister chromatid segregation
Cellular component (GO): MIS12/MIND type complex
Source: RefSeq, a predicted model, not a curated record